This is a messenger RNA of Aplysia californica (California sea hare), 4414 nucleotides long. Its product is annotated as small acidic protein. The transcript has 4 exons. Bases 246 to 872 code for a protein of 208 amino acids. NCBI's taxonomy places the organism in Eukaryota, Metazoa, Mollusca, Gastropoda, Aplysiida, Aplysiidae. The record is from RefSeq and is a predicted model, not a curated record.
AAUUUACCGUGCGUGUGCCUAAUUAUUUCCUCACUCCUCACAACAAACUGUGCACUGUUGAAAAGGCCUAGGCCUAGAGAGCGAAGUUGACAAAGAGAGUUUCUGUUGCGAUAUCUUUAAAUUUGAUCUUUAGAGAAUCUAUAUAUCUAGAUAUAGUAUUCGUGUCAAUUUUCAGUACAUGUUAAAGAGCAGUCACUGUUUUGUUUUUGUUCGUUUUUAACUCGGUGAGUACGAAUAUUUAAACCAUGAGCUCUGCAGGCCCUGGAAAGGAAGAUAAAAACAAGAAGGACGCCGACGCUGUAACGUCAACGGUAACGGAGGUUCACUCUGCUAAUAGCUGGGAAACUGCCGACCUUGGUGACUCCCAGCGCCAUCAAAAGUUUUUAAGACUCAUGGGAGCCUCAAAGAAAGAACAUCAUGGAAGAUUCGUCAUUGGAGACAACAGUUCCUCUCAAACAAGAACUAAGAAUGACACAGGACAGCUGAACGAGGAACUUGUUGAGCAGUAUGAGCAGAGUAUGGAGCAUCGGUUAGCCGGAGGUCGCAGAGGUCACCUGGGUCUUGGAUAUCAUCCUGAUGAUAAUGAGGAGAAGAAGGAAAAUGACGAGGAAAAGAAACAAAAGGAUGAGGAAGUUCGUGAAGUCCGUGGGGAAGCCGAUGGUGCUGCGGACUCGGACUCGGGGAAGGACAGCAUAGGGUCAGGGUCGGAUGAAGACAGCAACGGUAAAACUGAAAAGAAGGAAGGGGAAAGUGCAGCCUCCAAACACAAAGACGAGUCCAGUGGCGAUGGUGGGGAUCGUAAAAGAGAAAGUUCUGAUAAAAGUUCUGAUACUCAAGAGAAGAAGCUGAAAUUUGUUAAAAGUAGCUCAUAAUUUGAAACUUUGAUCACAUGUUUUUGUGAAUGAUUGAACUGAUGCAGUCUGGUGGAAAAGGAGUUUGAGAGGAAAGUCACAGGUAAUUAUUUUUCUGUCUUUGCAAACUGAUAAUCACUAAUCCUUUGUUCGAUAGUUUGAUAAAUAGACAUUGUUUUAUUGUUGGUUUAGCUCUUUAAAAUACCAGUCUCCCCUUUGAGCAGAGUUUUUAAAAGUUUUUCAAAGCACUCGAUCCUUUGAUUCCUGUAGUUUAAGUUAUUCAACUGUGAGGUUAUCUGUAUAUGAGGUCUUCACAGUUUUGAUCAUUUUAAGUUGCUCUGCCCCAAAAACAACCUUGUUCCUCGGAGUUAACUUUACACAGUAACUCAGUGUCGGCUUAUACUUUUUGCCAGUUAUAUUUUAUGAGGACUUAGCUUAUUGCAUUUUAGGAGGUUGUAGUAGAGAAAGGGUUAUUCAGAUAGUAUUUUGGAAGUGCAACUUUGCAUUUGUUUUAUUUACAAUAAUCACAUGUUUUUAUCUGAAUAUUCUGAAAGCAUCUUGUCAGAUAUACGUGCACAUGUUCCCCGAGUUGUUUAAAGGGAUGAUUUAUCCCUUUAUUGGUGAUGAACUGGUACUUCUUUUUUAUUUAGUCUUGGUGAAAGGAUGAUGUUCCUUGUACCUUUUAUCAUUUAAUAUAAUGUGCGGAAAGAGUGUAGGUAUUUCACAAAUUGUAAUUGUACAAUUUGGGUGUGUUUCAUCAAAAAAAAAGGUUGUGUAUAUGUGCUCAGUACUGGUUCCCCAGUGGAGGAGUACUUGGGAGGCUGGGCCUCUGAUCUAGUCCAUAUCUCUGAAAGGACCAAGCCAUGUGGAUGAAGAGCUGUGCAAACUUCUCAACAUAUAUAGUGGGUGGUUGGUGGGGGCUCUUGUGUGGUUUGCUCCUUCUUUCCUAUCAAUUAUCUAUCAUCAUUAUCUCUCUCCUCCUACUUUUUAAAAUUUGUUACUCUCUAGUAACACCUCUAAUCUUUGGCACUUAUAAGACAUAACUGAGUUGCGAGUGUUGCAAAACUCGUUCUGAAAUGAAAGUAAAAUCUCAAAAAAUAAAAUCUAGAUUCAGGAAUGUCUCUCUUAUGAUUUGAUUCAGGCUGUUGUACACCAUAGUCCAUCGUGGUGCUGACAGACUUGCGAAAUACUCAGAUAGAAGAACCCUAUCUGAUUUGCAUAAAAUUCAAUUUUUAAAUGAAAUUCUGUUUCCCACAGUUGUAUGGAACUUAUCGAAAAUUACAUGAACAUACAAAUUCUUAGUUUUGUAUAUUUGUGAUACAUACGUUUAUAUGUGAAAGGUUAUGUUCGUAACGUAAUCCUAAUCUACUGGGGUUCUGGAGACUCACAUUUUUUUAACCCACAAACUCUGAUUUUUUGGAAAGAUUCUGAGAAAAAUUAUUUUCGGUCAUGGAGAUGUUGGCAGGUCUAGUCUGUGCUAAAUGAGCUCAGGACUUUUGUUUUUGUGUUACAAAUACUGUCAAAAUUGUCUGCCGCCCAUUGUCGAGGUAAAAAGUGAAUGUCUUAGACAGGUGGACUUCUAGAACGGUGUCGUUAUAAUAUUUUUUAAAAACAUCGCAUGAGGGGAAAUAGAAAGUGGUUGUUUGAACAGGUGAUUGUCUUGGACAAGUGGCCGUUUUAGCAGGGUCGACUGUAUGGAGUUUUGUCUUGUAAUGUAGCACAGUAGCUCAAAGUAUAAUAUAUAUAUAUAUAUAUAUAUAUAUAUAUAUAUAUAUAUAUAUAUAUAUAUAUUUAUAUAUAUAUAUAUAUGAGAUUAUGAGAAUAAAGAGUGCAUGAUGUUGAUGUAGGCAGCAAACAAAGAGUUGAUGAUUUCCUUAAUAAUUGUAUUAAGUCCUUGUUCCAUCAGUUGCUUUGAGAAAGAUGUGUGUGCUGGCAUGCUGGUUCUGUAUUUUCAUCUACCUUUUCAUUCUUGUAAAUGCCAGGAGGCUGUGUGGAUGUAAGAAGCUGAAUCUGAAUUGCAUUAUUGUUUUAUUUUCAGUAUUGAUGUCGGGUUGUUUGUAUGUACCUUCCAUUUACAAAUGGACUUCCAUUUUUAUAGAAUGACUUGGAAGGGUUAUUGUAGACUACUUAUGUUUCAAUACAGAAGGCAUAUCUUUCAUAUUGUGGAAAUGUCUAGUUGAAGGAAAGGGGCAAGAUAUUCAAGGGAUAUAUAUAUAAAAAGCAGGUUUAACCCCAGUGUUUUACUAAUCCCUUUUUUUUUUCACUUAAAAAAAAUAAUUAUUUGGCUCAGUGUGAAAACCGUGGCAGACUAGACUGGCAGUGACCAAUUCAAUUAAGGAAUGAUACUCGCACAAUGUGAUUACUGUAAAUGAAACUGAAUGCACUGUACCAAUUUCUUCAACUGAGUCUAUGUGUUACCAAUUUCUUAUUGUUCCCAUUCACAUAAACUCAACAUCCUCUCAGUUAAGCUAUGACACAUUGUUCAAUGGUUAUAUAACAUUCAAGCGUUGUGCCUUUUAGUAAGAGUAAGACCAUUUCAAGUGACUUACUAAUAAACGCACACCCGUUUUCCUCUUGAAAGUUUCAAUCUUGAACUUCAAGGGAAAAAAGUAAUUCCACAUGCAGUGAUUUUAAAAACUCUUCAGGUAUCUAGCAAUCAUGAACAGUGAAAGUGCAAGCUUUUGGAGUUGAAGUAAAGACAGAUGAGUUGGUGCUUAAAAACUGCAUGUGCCAUGCUUGUAAAUUAUGUCUUACUUUUGAACAGCCUGCAGGAUAUUAGGUGAAUUAGAACAAUAGUACGCUUCAUUGCAGGUUUACUGACUGUUAUAUAAUAUUGUCGGUGACGUGGCGAGAGGGAGAGAGGUUUUUGUAAGUUUUAUCUGUGUUACAGUUUCAAGUCGAGAGGAGAAGGUGGAGAUGCUUCAUUGAAGAUGAAGCACUGUGUAGAAGUAGAAGUGAAUAUUUGUUAGGUCUCACAGUUUGUAGUAAAAAACUGAUGAAUGUUGUUGAUGAAGACCCUAACUCAGAUCUAAGCUUCCAGAGUUUGAAAAAGAUAGUUUUACAAGGAGAGAAGAUAGAAAUGUUGCCCUAGUAACCGUAAAUUCUUGGUUUCAUACCCUUGAAAAAUCUGUUGUUACCAAAAUGUGUGCCAUGUAGUGUUUUUCUUUAACACCAUCAAAUUUUGAAGAAAAAAAUGGUGUUAAUUCUAUUUUUUAGUGACUAGUUUGCGGAGAAUAUGAUAUUUUCAUGCAGUUGACAACUUGUCACAUGUAGAGAUCAGAAUUUGUUCUCUAAAAUGUGUCGUGUGAAAGAAUAGGACCAUGAUAGAUCCAUUUUGUAUAUAUGAGAAGGACAUUGACAAAAAAUGUUAGUGUAAGUGGACUCCACUUUCAUAAUAUUUGACAUGCAUUUGACCUCUCUUGACCUUCCUUUGGCUCAGUCACUUUUCGAUAUUAUGGCGUUUUAUUAUGUUUAUAUACAUGUAUACUCCGCACAAAGUAUGCCAUGUAUCAGGAAAAUUGUUCAUUAUUUUGAGGUAAAUAAAUGUGUCACUUUUGGUCUUA